AUGACACCACGUUGGGCAGCUUUACUUCUAGGUAGCCUGCUUGCCAACUGUGCUAUGCAUCCUGCUUGCCAACUGUGCUAUGCAUGUGAGUUAGGCUUUUUUGUCGAUUUUUGUAACAGUAACUCAACUGCAUCAGUCUGCUCCCUUAAACGUCCACAGCGUUUUAGGGAUCCAGGUGAUGUAAAGAAACACACCAUGAAAUCACUUGAGGUGGCUCCUGUGGGAGAUGGACAUCAUGGCAGAGAUUUCUACAAAUUUUUCUUCACUGAACAUCCAGAGGUUCGCCAGUUCUACAAAGGCGCUGAAGAAUUCAAAGCUGAAGACGUACAGAAGAGCGAAAGAUUCGAUAAACUCGGAGAUGCUAUUUUACUGUUUGUUCAUGUCUUAGCGAAUACCUACGACAAUGAACCGGUGUUUCGUGCUUUCACUCGUAGAACCAUGAAAGAGCACUUCGACAGAGGAAUUGAUCCCAAAUAUUGGAAGUCUUAUGGUCGUGUCCCAAAUUGUAAUCUAAGCGCUGCUUUCAUUAAGGAACCGGUGUUCCGUGCUUUCACUCGCAGAACCAUGAAAGAGCACUUCGACAGAGGAAUUGAUCCCAAAUAUUGGAAGUUGUUCUGGGGCAUUUGGAUGGAUUUCCUAAUGAGCAAAGGAGCAAAGCUUACUGAUGAACAAAAAGAGGCAUGGGAUACACUGGGCAAGAUGUUCAACGAGGAAAGUCAAGCAUAUCUGGCCAAGCUCGGACUUCCUCAUAUCUGA
Messenger RNA from Strongylus vulgaris, 756 nucleotides. The record is from the annotation of a GenBank genome assembly. Lineage: Eukaryota; Metazoa; Nematoda; Chromadorea; Rhabditida; Strongylidae.